Seriola dumerili (greater amberjack) is the source of this 2456-nucleotide messenger RNA. RefSeq names its product beta-1,3-N-acetylgalactosaminyltransferase 2 (gene b3galnt2). The transcript has 12 exons. The coding region runs from base 132 to 1619 and encodes 495 amino acids. NCBI's taxonomy places the organism in Eukaryota, Metazoa, Chordata, Actinopteri, Carangiformes, Carangidae. The record is from RefSeq and is a predicted model, not a curated record. Gene Ontology annotation, cellular component: membrane. Gene Ontology annotation, molecular function: hexosyltransferase activity.
GAGAGCUGCGGAGCUGAAAUGAAGCGCACACACGGAGCGGCUCACAACACCGCGCAGCGCCGUGUGGCUCAGGAAGAGGCUCCGCGCCGCUAAAGCUGAAGGCUGCUCCGGCUGAGUGAAGGGCUCCGUCCAUGCGGAGGCUAGCGCUCAUUCUGCUGCCCUGUGCUGUUGCCGUCCUGGUGCACUUGUGGUUGGCACAACGACCCUCCUCCACCUCGCUGGACAACAACACACACUCGGAUGAAGCAUUACCUUUCUAUGAAGUUUUGGUGGGAGUGCUGUCAGCGAGACACCAUUAUGAACUGCGACAAGCGAUAAGGGAGACCUGGCUGGGCUACCUCCGAGAUCACCCCCACUUCCAGCACAGAGUGGGGGUGAAGUUUAUCGUGGGCAAACAUGGGUGUCCCAUUCCAGAGGAGGACAGAGAGGAUCCGUAUUCCUGCUCCAUCCUGAACUUCACCGAGCCAGUGACAGGGCAGGAUGCAGAGAUAGAGAUCGUGACGGUGUCUGACCCCUCGGUGCUCGCCCCAUCCGACGUGUCGGCCAUCGCCCUGGAUUUCAAGGUCCUCCAUCCAGUGGUUAUCACAAGGCUGGGCGUGUUUCCCAGCGGGACCCGGCCCGAGCUUCAGAGCAACGUUACGGUGAAGCUUCUCCAGCUGGACCAGGAGGAGGCUGUGGUUACUGCUCGCUUCAGUGCCAUCAGCACAGGGACCGUGGUGAACGGGGUCUGGUACAAACCGGUGGAGCAGUUCAUCUUGCCUAAGGGUUUUGAGGGGACGCUGGUUUGGGAGAGUCUGGACUCUUCUGGAUUGACAACAGUCAACUCCUCCUCUGUGCAGCUCAAUGAUGGAGGUGGUGUCCUGAAGAUCUCCUCUAUUGCAGAGGGCAUAUUGCCUCACAGAAGUGCUCUUGGGUUUCCCGGUUUGGCUGGAGGGUUCACCUUCACUAUCUACGAUGGAGACGGUCUGUCGGGGCUCCUGCGGGGCCGCCCAGCCAGGAUGGAGCACCAUGCCUCCAGGCUGAGGCAGGAGGACGCCGCCUUGCAGCGUGAGAGCCUGCGGCACGGCGACAUGGUGUUCGUAGACGUGGUAGACACCUACAGGAACGUACCUUCCAAACUGCUUCAGUUCUAUAAAUGGUCUGUGGGAAACGCUGACUUUAAUCUGCUGCUGAAGACGGAUGAUGAUUGUUAUAUCGAUGUGGACUCAGUAUUAAUGAAGAUUGACCACAAGGGUCUCAAGCGCAGCAAUUUCUGGUGGGGGAAUUUCAGGCAGAGUUGGGCAGUGGAUCGCAUCGGGAAGUGGCAGGAGCUGGAGUACGCUAGUCCAGCCUACCCGGCGUUUGCCUGCGGCUCAGGCUAUGUGGUCUCUCAUGACCUGGUCCAGUGGCUCGCCAGUAAUGCUGAGAAGCUGAAAGCCUACCAGGGAGAAGAUGUGAGCAUGGGGAUAUGGAUGGCAGCUGUGGGACCACAGAAAUAUCAGGACCCCGGCUGGUUGUGUGAGAAAGAGUGCUACCUGGACAUGCUGUCGUCCCCGCAACACACAGCCGAGGAGCUGCACAUCCUCUGGGACAGGAAGAGGGCCUGUGGAGACCCCUGCGGCUGUCCCUGGGGCCACUAAAUCUGGUUCAAACCACACUCACCAUGGGGCACUGUGGGUAAAAUACACUCAACACUGGUUGUCAGUUCAGUUUCUGUGGUUUCCUUAAAACCCCAAACUGAGUUUUAUCACUAUUAUUGUAUGAUAUACACACUUGGUUUUUGAAAUGUGUGAUUUUUCUGUUGGAAAACGAUAAAAACUUUGAGAUUGCAUCGCAGGUUCUUAAUAUUAACAAGAUAGUCUACCGACAUAAUAAAUCAUUCGCAGCUUCAGAAUACGUUAAAAACAAAUUUAGCUGUAGCGUACCGUCAGUAUUUGUAUCAUGAAAUCAGUUAUUAAAUUUGAAAAUGUGGAACAGACAAAAUGUGGGUUUAGUGAUGUUGUGACUGACUGAACCAUGUGCAGUACCAGCAUGUGAUGGUCAUCGUGUACAGAAUCAUUGCUGUAAGACUUGAGUACUUUGUAAUAUUAUAAUUACUGAUGCUCUGAUAUUUGGCAGACCUGAGCCUUUUGGUUUAAAAGGGAUAUCUGUUGGUAUUUUAAAGACGACUGCUUUACAUCGCUAUAUUUUGUAAAUUAUUGUCUUAAGCUUUUCAUCCUCCUCACUAUUUGUAGAUUUAUGACGAGCUUUCUCACAAACACACACAGUUUGUACUGUAACUGUCAUUGUGCAAAUGGUGAUGUGGCCUUACUGUAUUUGUUAGGCGUCAUAUUGUACGUAUGUUAACACAGAUUUCAAUCAGUGUAUUUGCAACACAAAUUUUUGACGAAGCCAGAGUCAGAGUGACUAUGACAUAGACUCACUAGUUUAACACCGGUUUUACGAAACCCUCCUCACAGGUAAUAAAGAACACUGGA